This is a messenger RNA of Lactuca virosa, 561 nucleotides long. The record is from the annotation of a GenBank genome assembly. Lineage: Eukaryota; Viridiplantae; Streptophyta; Magnoliopsida; Asterales; Asteraceae.
AUGACUGAACUUCUGUUACAUCGUGAUUGCCUUGAGAAAGUCCAGGCCGAGAUAAGGGCAGUCCUUAACGGAAAGAAAGACAUAACUGACAACGAUGUGGAGAAGAUGAAGUAUCUAAAAUGCGUCAUCAUGGAAGCCACACGACUCCAUCCUCCCCUUCCAGUUCUACCACCACGAGUUGCAAGACACGAUGCCAAAGUAAUGGGGUAUGAUAUUGCAGAAGGAACUAGGGUAUACGUCAAUGUUUAUGCAAUUAUGAGGGAUCCUAAAGUGUGGGAUAAACCUGAAACGUUUAUGCCGGAGAGGUUCUUGGAGUCAUCUAUUGAUUUCGUGAGGCACAAUUUUGAGUUGCUUACAUUUGGUGCUGGAAGGAGGAGUUGCCCUGGAAGGAUAUUUGCCAUGGCCAUCAAUGAGAAGGUUCUGGCUAAUGUUUUGUACAGGUUCGAUUGGGCUCUGCCACAAGGAGUUAGGCCACAGGACGUAGAUAUGAAUGAAACUUUUGGUCUCGCUAAUCACCGGAAGGUUCCAUUGCUAGCUCUUGGGACACCAUUCUUCCCAUAA